This is a messenger RNA of Neogale vison (American mink), 1229 nucleotides long. It is a transcript of the gene PTCRA, whose product is annotated as pre T cell antigen receptor alpha. Gene Ontology annotation, biological process: negative regulation of thymocyte apoptotic process. Bases 129 to 962 code for a protein of 277 amino acids. Lineage: Eukaryota; Metazoa; Chordata; Mammalia; Carnivora; Mustelidae. The transcript is spliced from 5 exons. The record is from RefSeq and is a predicted model, not a curated record.
GCCAUGUCCCAGGCUUGAUGCACUGUGUCAUGUAGCAAAAUCUUAGUCAUCCUUCCAAGUGGGGUGGUCUACGGGAGUGGGAGUCAGAGACCCGAGUUCAAACCCUGAGUAGGCUGCUUACCAUCCACAUGCUUCUAGAUCUGUUCUUUGACCUUCAAGAAACCUUUCCUGAGCACCCUUCUCUGACCUCCCCACAAGAUCCACCGGUGUCCUUUCCUGCAUCCUGGGAUCUUAUUUCCUUCCCUUCCCCGCCAGUGGUAACCACCCUCCUGAGGCUGGCACGACCAGGUGUGGGGGGCACACCGUUCCCCUCUCUGGCCCCGCCGAUCACGCUGCUGGUGGACGGGAAGCAGCAGACACUGGUGGUCUGCCUGGUCCUCGAUGUUGCACCCCCAGGCUUUGGGGGCCCCAUCUGGUUCUCAGCUGGCAAUGGCAGCUCCCUGGAUGCUUUCACCUACGGCCCUUCCCCAGAGGCUGACGGCACCUGGACUAGCUUGGCUCAGCUCUCUCUGCCCUCCGAGGAGCUGGCAGCCUGGGAAAACUUGGUCUGCCACACAGGGCCUGAGGCUGGUGACCGCAGCCAGAGCACACGGCCCCUACAGCUGUCAGGAGAGGCUCCCUCAGCCAGGACCUGCCUCUGGGAGCGUCUAAGGGGGACGCGGGGCCAGGCCCUGCGGCUGGGGGCGCUGAGGCUGCUACUCUUCAAGCUGCUGCUGUUGGACGUGCUCCUGACCUGCAGCCGCCUCCGCGCCCCACCUUCCGCGCUGGGGGACCCCGGGCUCCCCGCGCCACCCACCUGCCGGCAGGCGCCCAGUGGUCUCGCGCAGCCUCCGCCCGCGGGCGGGCCCUCAGCCCUCGCCGCCUGGAUUGGUGGCUGUGCUGGAGGGGCCACCGGCCCAGGGCUCACCGUACCCGCCCCGCUGGCGCCGCAGCCCCACCGUUCUGGCCAGGAGCCCCCCUAGAGCCCAGGCUGAAGGAGGGGACGCUCUCUACCCAUCGAGCUUGGGCCCGGUGCUCAUGAGCCUCCCCGAAAUUCCUUCCUUAAGGCUUGCAGUAUUUGUUUGUGACCUGCCUUCUCCUGCAGAUGGAAGUUUCCGGGGCAGGGCUCUGUCUCCUGUCCCAGACUGAGGCCUUCUCAGGGAGGAGGGUGGUAUGCCACAGGUAUUGAGACAUUUGAGGGGCAGAGAACUGAGAACAAUUAAAGGAGAACGUAAAUGACACAAACGAAA